CUGCCGAUGCUCGUCCCUUUAUUUUUUCCUAUUCGCUAAACUGCGGCAUCUCUGGGGCCAUAGAAGUCAGCGAAUUGUAUCUGAGCCUCUGAGGUUUUGGUCUGGCGCUGUGAGGAGAAUGGAUUUCACUAAGAUGAAUAGGGGGGAACUGACCAUGGUUGGAUCUGGGAUGUGUACAAUGCUUACAAUGCAUUUGACACUACAGCUCUUGUCCCAACACCUUUUUUACUGGAAGAACCCUAAGGAGCAGAAAGCGAUUAUAAUAAUCAUACUUAUGGCCCCAAUUUAUGCACUUAACUCAUUUGUUGGAUUGUUGGAUAUCAAGGGAAGCAAAGAAUUUUUCAUGUUCGUUGACUCAAUUAAGGAAUGCUAUGAGGCUCUUGCAAUUGCCAAGUUUUUGGCAUUAAUGUAUAGCUACUUGAACAUAUCCAUAAGCAAAAAUAUAGUGCCGGAUGAGAUCAAAGGGAGGGAGAUACACCAUUCUUUUCCAAUGAUUUUAUUUCAGCCUAGAAUUACUCAUUUCGACCACAAUACAUUGAGGCUUCUAAAGUACUGGACAUGGCAGUUUAUUAUCAUCCGCCCCGUCAGUUCCAUCUUGAUGAUAACGUUACAGAUCCUAGGGUUCUACCCAAGUUGGCUGCGUUGGACGUUCACGAUAAUUCUCAACAUUUCCUUUUACGUCGCAAUGUAUUCGCUGCUUGCUUUCUAUCAUCUUUUCUCAAAGGAACUUCAACCACAAAAACCUAUUUCCAAGUUCCUCUGCAUCAAGGGCAUAGUUUUCUUCUCCUUUUGGCAGGGAAUCUUGCUUGACAUUCUGGUUGCAAUGGGCAUAAUAAAAUCACAGCACUUCUGGCUGGACGUUGAGCAUAUUCAGGAAGCCAUUCAAAAUGUCUUAAUUUGUGGCGAGAUGGUUUUCUUUUCCCUUUUGCAGCAAUAUGCAUUCCAUGUUGCCCCCUACAGCGGUGAUGUGGAAUCAAUAUUGAAACUAAAAAAGCGUGAAUAGUAUGUUCCCAACACUAGUAUCAUUGUAUCUCUUCAUUAUCAUAUAGAGAUGUGUAUUGUUAUAAUUGUGAAUUUGCUCAGGUGCCCGAUAUGGGGUAUGCUUUUAGGCUGAGUAAUUCCAAUGGUUUCCGGGUUUGUUGUGCAUUUCAUUGGUGUAACCAGUUUAUCGUGUAUGAUAUAUUUUUAAUGUUUGUAGAAAAAGGCAGAAUAGUAUAUGGACGAGACAAGAGAAAUUAAUGAUAAUAAUAAUAAUCAACCCGAGAUUACA
Messenger RNA from Cuscuta europaea, 1270 nucleotides. The record is from the annotation of a GenBank genome assembly. NCBI's taxonomy places the organism in Eukaryota, Viridiplantae, Streptophyta, Magnoliopsida, Solanales, Convolvulaceae.